This is a messenger RNA of Wasmannia auropunctata (little fire ant), 703 nucleotides long. RefSeq lists its product as uncharacterized. The transcript is spliced from 3 exons. The coding region runs from base 245 to 703 and encodes 152 amino acids. NCBI's taxonomy places the organism in Eukaryota, Metazoa, Arthropoda, Insecta, Hymenoptera, Formicidae. The record is from RefSeq and is a predicted model, not a curated record.
CUCUUGCACGAUCUUAUGUGAGGUCACCCUUCACAUCCCUCCUGGUAUAUGCUAACUCCCUCCGAGAUACCCUCCACUUCCAAUUUUCUUCUUUCCCUAGUCUUCAUCUUCAUCGUAUCUUUUCAUUGUAAAAAAAUCUAACUGUAAAAAUUACUCGUGUUUUAUAAAAGAAAAAUUGUACAACAGCAUAAACUAAUCCCAGUGAUAUUUUGGAGUAAACCUAGUAGUUUGUUGUGAAUAGAUAAUGAUGACUACGAAAUAUUGGAUGAUGUUAGUGUCAUUAUUGCUGAUAUUCGGAUGUAUUUCAGAAUCCCAGCAAUUCAUCAUCAGAAGCAUCAACAUCCCUUCCGCUGUAAAAGUCGGUGAUGUCGAUUAUGUGAUUCUCGACUGCGACUAUGCUUUGGAAAACACUUCAAGCCAUGGGUUAGUAGUCAAGUGGUUCUUCAACGACAACCAAGUAGUUUAUCAGUGGAUCUACGGCAAAAAACCCUUAGCUGACGAUCCGGCCGCGAAAUACGUCGAUUUAACGUACAAAGCUAGCAAUGAUCCUUUUACCGAAUAUCGAGCCAUGAAGCUGGAUAAACCAGGAAUCGAUCUAACGGGUAAUUAUACGUGUGUAAUAUCGACGUAUGCGGACGAGCGGACGGCAAACGCUUCCAUGGUGAUUUAUUGUAAUGUCGUAACAGAUCUUUAUGUACCUUGA